CAUCUGACUUAAAAGUGUGGUGUUUUAUGGUGGUUUUAGUGAAUGUGGAAGUGCUCUAAAGGCCGAUCUUAGAUCGGUCUUGAUAUCAAAAUCCAAAUGGAUGAUCAAGAUGAAGUAAUUAACCAUAACAACAACAACAACAACGACAACCACGACAAAAAUAUAGAAGGGGAUGCAGAAGGGGGAGGAACACAACAAUCAAUUGUUAAAGGUAAAAGAACAAAAAGACAAAAGCCACAAUCUCCGAUCCCUUUUCGAAUGAUUGCGACCACCACCAACUCUUGUAAAAGCGCUCAAGAUAGUGAUAUUUGUAGCAACAACAACAUGAUCGAAGACAACAUCACUACAGCAGCCACCACCACCACCACCACCACCAUUACCAUCAACGAGGAUUCCAGAGACACAAAUAUUUUCAACAACAUCGUCACUACCAAAGAAGAGGAAGAGGUCGCAAAUUGUCUAAUCCUUUUGGCACAAAGUCAUCCAUGCCCUCCUCAACCUAUCCCAAUUUUUUCUUUAGGUUCCGGUAGAAGUUAUAACAACAACAAUAAUAAUAAUAAUAAUAAUAAUAAUAAUAAUAAUAAUAAUAAUGAUGGUACUAAAUUUAUAAGUAGGAAAUUCAUGGAGGCACCUUCGUCAACAGGAAAAUUUGGUUAUUAUGUGUAUGAAUGUAAAACUUGUGGAAAAACUUUCUCAUCUUUUCAGGCACUUGGAGGGCAUAGAGCGAGUCACAAGAAACCUAAAAACAACAAAGAUGAAGAUUACAACAACAAGAUUAGGUCUAAUCAGAUAUAUUCUUCAAGGAACACCAGUAGAUCUAAUAAUUACAACAAUAAUUUGUUGCUUUCUUCGGACGAUGAAGAUCCUUCGUUCAAAUUAGCUAAACGGGACGACAAUAGUAACAACAAUUCAACGUCACUCUCACUUCAACUUACAAAUCGAUCUUCAUAUACCAGCAAUUGUACAACCAAUCAUCAAUGCAACAACAAAAGAAGAGUUCAUGAGUGCUCAAUUUGUGGUUCGGAAUUUACAUCUGGUCAGGCUUUAGGUGGUCACAUGAGACGUCAUAGAGGCUUAGUAACCAAUACUUUGCCUAUUCCUGCAACACCAUUGGCCAUUGAACAACCAUCUAAUGGCGUAACACAAAUUCUUCAAGAUACCAUGAUUAAUACUACCAUGACUAUGGCACCACCUACAAAUAUUGAUCGUAGUAAUAGUGCUUUCUCAGUCGAUUUAGAUCUUAAUCUUCCUGCACCAUCUGAAGAUAAUGUUUGUGAUGAUCAUCAAAAAGAAUCCAAAUCUAUUCUUCAGUCUAAUGAACUUCCAAAUCAACCAUCACCAUCAACACAACAAGAAGUUGUUCUUUCCUCGUCUUCAAUUGUGGAUUGCCACUACUAA
Messenger RNA from Amaranthus tricolor (Joseph's coat), 1398 nucleotides. RefSeq names its product zinc finger protein ZAT5-like. The record is from RefSeq and is a predicted model, not a curated record. The coding region runs from base 97 to 1398 and encodes 433 amino acids. Lineage: Eukaryota; Viridiplantae; Streptophyta; Magnoliopsida; Caryophyllales; Amaranthaceae. The transcript has a single exon.